Molecule: messenger RNA, 910 nt
Organism: Cucurbitaria berberidis CBS 394.84
Lineage: Eukaryota; Fungi; Ascomycota; Dothideomycetes; Pleosporales; Cucurbitariaceae
Exons: 1
Coding region: 103-666 (187 amino acids)
Molecular function (GO): acyltransferase activity, transferring groups other than amino-acyl groups
Source: RefSeq, a predicted model, not a curated record
CCGACAUCGAUACAUUACACUUUUUACCUAUUAUAAAAUGGUUCACACGAUCGCUUCUUAUCAACCCAAGCCUAUUCUCGCCUCAAACGAAUAACCUACGCCAUGGAAGCAGCAAAAGGAGUAGGUAAUGAAGUGAGAAACCCCGCUGUGGCUAAAGCAGUGUGGUACAAGCUAUCCGUCAACGACACGGAGAGCCUACUUUCCAUCGCCAACAAAAUCCAUCCCGAUCUCCCAGAAAGCCUCGAGGUCUUUAUAGAGCGCAUAAAUCUCUAUCCCGAGGGCUGUUUAGCUCUCAUAGACGAGCAAGGGAAAGGUAACAAGCUCUACGGCUACGUCAUCUCCCAUCCCAUUAUACGUCGCCAACCACCAGCCUUGAAUAGCCUACUGAAAGAAAUAUCGCCCGACGCAGACCAGUACUACAUCCAUGAUCUCGCAAUACUAUCUGAGGCGCGGGGAUGCGGUUUUGCACAAGAGUGCAUCAGCAAACUUCUUGCUAUUGCUGAGCGCUUUGAGACGACCAGUCUCAUUUCCGUGUAUGACUCAACUUCGUUCUGGGGCCGUUUUGGAUUCGUUUCCGGAGAGAGCGAUAACGGGUUAGAAAGGAAGUUGAGGGACUAUGGAGAGGAUGCCGUUUAUCUCGAGCGCAGGAAUGAUAAUCAAAUAUAGCUGAUGAAGACGAAUGCAUGACUAUUACCUAUGAUCAAGGAAAAGUCUUAUCACUACCCAGCGCACGCAUCAAAGAUCGCAAACAUCCCUUUCGCUCCUUUCCCACCCUCUUGUUGCUCUUCGGGAAUCUUGCCAUGCAACCACAUGCGAUGAUAACUAACAUCCGCGUACGUCCAACCGAGCUCCUCGAAGACCUUCUUCCCCGCCGGAUUAGUCCCAAAAAUCUCUGCAACGUAGCCCCUUU